AACAAAUGUAUAAAAAAUGCUUUUAAGAAGAUUGCAUGACAAAAGAAAACUUGUCUUCUCCUUCGAAGUUGCAAGUUCUGAAAAUCCCAAUAAAACAGGUUGGCGCAAAAACGACGCCAUUCUUAGUCCCUUUCAAACUGAAAAACCGUUUUAUUUUCCCUCAAUUUAUUUCUCCCUGUUUCUUCUUUUAUUUUAUUUUAUUUCAGUUCUCGCACGUUUCUCUUUAUAAAUAAAAACAAGAAAUCCAAUCGGUGUCCAUCUCUCGCCGGAUUAUUUGCGCUCUGACCAAUUCCGGCGGUCUCUCCUUUCCUCAAGCUAUCACUCUCUAGGUUCCUUUUUUAUGUUGAACUUCAAAGAAUUAAAGGUUAAAAUUUUUGUGAUUCAAAUCAUUUGGAAGAAAUUUUAGAUUGAAGGAGAUGCAAUUGUUUGUUGGGAUCAUUUCCUAAUUCCUUUUCAUGGAAAGCAAACUAGAAGUCAUUGAAGGAAGGGAAGAAGCCAGAGUGGGGCUACGGUUUUUUUUUUCUGCCUAGCCGACCAUGGCAUUCUCAUGAGAAGCACAACAGAUAAAGGUUUGUUUUUUAUUUGGAAAAUCCCAUCAACGUGGUUUAGUUUGGAGAGUUCGGAUGGAUGGAUGUAAAUCAGAGCAACGAUUAUGGAAGCUUGCUGCUGUUGUGGAUACCAUAAGACCACCCCUUGUUCCUGCUGAAAAGAACAAUGCAGUAUUCACUACCAGCCAUCCUCCAACUAAGGAAGUUAGUUCGAGUUAUGAAGUACCCACUCCACCAACAUCUUCUGUUCCUAGGCGUUUUCCAUCUCCAAACCUAACUAGAACAAGCCCUACACCUUUCCAGGUGGUGCAAAAGAGAGCUGUGUCAGCUGAGAGGAAGCGUCCAUCAACACCACCGUCGCAUGAAAAUCCUUCUACUCCAGUUCAUGAUUCAUCAAAAUCUAUGCCAAGUUCAUCUAGAAGGCUAUCAGCUGAUCGUAUACCAGAAAGUUUAUGGCCUUCUACUAUGAGAAGUCAUAGUGUUUCAUUUCAAUCUGAUGAUAUUUCUAUUCCUCUUAGCCAAAAGGAAAAAGAAAAGUCUGGUAGUAAUGUUUCCUUGGAUCGCACAUUGAAACCACCUUCAAAUGUGGCUCAUAAACAACAAUCAGAGACCUCUACCUUAUCACGAAAGCCUAGUCCAGAGAGAAAGAGAAAUCUACUUGAUGGGAAAAAUGCAGCUGAUCAGUCUGAAAAUGCAAAACCUGUUGAUGAUUUGCCUAGCCGAUUGAUAGAUCAUCAUCGAUGGCCAAGUAGAAUUGGUGGGAAAUUAUCUUCCAAUUCAUUGAACAAAAGUGUGGAUUUGGGGGAUAAGAUUGUUAAAAAUUUAUCUACACCGGUUCCAGGAGCAGUAUCAUCACUGAAAAGAAUGCCAAUGUCUAAUAAUUUAGGUAAACCUCUACAAAAAACUUCUGGCGAUACUGCAAGGUUGUUAUCACAUGAAGAAAUUGGUCGAGUAGGGUCUGAGGCAAUUUUAAUUAAUGAUAAGCCUCUGCGGGCAACUGUACCUACUGGGAUCCUUUGUGCAAGUUCAUUGGAAAAAUCGACCGUAGCAAAUUCUGGAUCUCGAUCUCAGUCACCAAGUAGGACCUCUGUUUCUAGGGGCAUUAGUCCAUAUCCGGCAGGACCUUCUAGUCCACCUUCAAGAGGAGUUAGCCCCACUCCAAGAGGAGUUAGUCUACCUCCAAGGGAAGUCAGUCCAACUCAGAUUAGGACAUCCAUCCCAUCAAGUCAAUCCCAAAACUCAACUUCAGUUCUCAGUUCAACUUCAAGAGGAGUCAGUCCAACUCCAAGGGUAGUGAGUCCAACUUGGAUGAGAACAUCGAGCUUAUCAAGUCAAUCCCAUAGCUCAACUUCAGUUAUAAGUUCAACUUCAAGAGGAGUCAGUCCAACUCGGAUGAGGGCAUCAACCUUAUCAAGUCAAUCCCAUAGCUCAGCUCCAGUAGUUAGUUCAACUUUAAGAGAGGUCAGUCUUACUCCAAGGGUAAUCAGUCCAACUCGAAUGAGGAAAUCAACCUCAUUGAGUCUAUCCCAUAGCUCAACUUCAAUUAGUUCAACUCCAAGAGGAGUCAAUCCAACUCCAAGCGUAGUGAGUCCAACUCAGAUAAGGACAUACACCUCAUCAAGUCAAUCCCAUAGUUCAACUUCAGUUAUCAGUUCAACUCCAAGAGGAGUCAUUCCAACUCCAAGGGUAGUGAGUCCAACUGGGAUGAGGACAUCCACCUCAUCAAGUCAAUCCCAUAGCUCAACUUCAGUUCACAUUUCAACCCUAAGAGGAGUCAGUCCAAUUUCAAGGGUAGUCAGUCCAAUUCGAAUAAGAACAUCCAGCAUAUCGAGCCAAUCCCAUAGCUUGACUUCAGUUAUUGGUUCAACUCCAAAGGUAGUCAGUCCAACUCGGAUGGGAACAUCCACCUCAUCGAGUCAAUCCCAUAGCUCAACUUCAGUUAUCAGUUCAACUCCAAGAGGAGUAAGUCCAACUCCAAAUGUUAUCAUUUCAAUUCCAAGAGGAGUCAGUCCAACUCCAAUCAGGACAUCCACCUCAUCGAGUCAAUCCCAUAGCUCAACUUCAGUUAUCAGUUCAACUCCAAGAGGGUUCAGUCCAACUCCAAGGGUAGUUAGUCCAACUCGGAUGAGGACAUCCACCUCAUCGAGUCAAUCCCAUAGCUCCACUUCAGUUAUCAGUUCAACUCCAAGAGGAGCCAGUCCAACUCCAAGGGUAGUUAGUCCAACUCAGAUGAGGACAUCCAUCUCAUCGAGUCAAUCCCAUAGCUCAACUUCAGUUACAAGUCCAACUCCAAUGGUAGCUAGUCCAACUCAGAUGAGGACGUCCACCUCAUCGAGUCAAUCUCAUAGCUCAACUUCUGUUACCAGUCCAACUCCAAUGGUAGCUAGUCCAACUCAGAUAAGGACGUCCACCUCAUCGAAUCAAUCCCAUAGCUCGACCUCAGUUAUCAGUUCAACUCCAAGAGGAGUCAGUCCAACUCCAAGGGUAGUUAGUCCAACUCGGAUGAGGACAUCCACCUCAUCGAGUCAAUCCCAUAGCUCAACUCCAGAUAUCAGUUUUAUCACUGAUUUUCAGAAGGUAAGAAAAAGUGCAAGCUUCAUCGAGGAUGCUCAUCAACUGCAUCUUCUUUACAAUCGUUAUUUGCAGUGGCGAUAUGCCAAUGCCCAUUCAGAAGCUGUAUUGUAUAUUCAGAAAGUAAAUGCGAAGGAAACUGCAUACAAUGUUUGGAAUGCGACUUUGGGUCUGUGGGAUGCUUUGAUCAAGAAAAGAAUCAAUCUCCAACGAUUGAAGUCAGAGCUCAAGUUGAACUCUAUUUUGAAUGAUCAAAUAGGAUACCUCAAGGAUUGGGUGUUACUUGAAAGAGAUCAUAUACGUUGUUUAGCUGGAGCAGUAGAAGAUCUAAAGGCGACCACCCUCCAUCUUCCCGUAACUGAUGGGGGAAGGGCGGACAGUGAAUCAUUGAAAGCUGCUAUUUGCUCUGUUGUCGACGUGAUGCAGGCUAUGGGAUCCUCCAUUUGUUCUUUAGUCCCAAAGGUGGAAGGGGUAAACAAUUGGGUUUCUGAGCUUGCUGCAAUUUCCGCACAAGAGCAAAACAUGCUUGACCAAUGUGAAGCUCUGUUGGCUUCAACCGCAGAUCUGCAGUUAGAAGAAUACAGCCUUAGGUCUCAUCUCAUACAAACAAAACAACCUUCGAAGAAGAAUAAGCAGCCAGUCUUGGGAACCAAAACAUUUCCAUGGCCCUGACCAGCUACUAUGCUAACAAUCUGCCGAUGUCAUGGAAGUGAGAUGAAAAUACAAAAUCUGCUCUUCCCAGUAGAUGUAAAUUGUUUCUUCCUUUUCCUAAACUUAAAGGGUAACUUUGCUUUUCCACUUCAAAAGAUGGAGCUCCUCUCCAUGUAAUUUUUGUAUCACACAUGAAAAGAGAUUCAAAGGAAGCGAAGGAUUUGAAAUUCAAUGUACAGUCAAACCUUAAGACUGAAAAAUAUACACCAAAAAAGAGUAUUAAUAUGGGAGAAAAAAUGUAGAGAAAGUUUAUUCGUGACUUGAAUGGAAGUAUUGUUGUAUUAGCAGGGUAGGGAGAAACCUUAUCUGUCUUAGAUUAAUGUUAUUUCCAAAUCUACACUUCCAA
Messenger RNA from Gossypium arboreum, 4176 nucleotides. Its product is annotated as AUGMIN subunit 8-like. Bases 624 to 3791 code for a protein of 1055 amino acids. Gene Ontology annotation, cellular component: cytoplasm; centrosome; nuclear microtubule. Gene Ontology annotation, molecular function: microtubule binding; phosphatidylinositol-4,5-bisphosphate phospholipase C activity. Gene Ontology annotation, biological process: intracellular signal transduction; lipid metabolic process; spindle assembly. The transcript has 8 exons. Lineage: Eukaryota; Viridiplantae; Streptophyta; Magnoliopsida; Malvales; Malvaceae. The record is from RefSeq and is a predicted model, not a curated record.